CCCACAAUACUUUGCGGCUAAGAUCAGGCUGAAUCGGCAAGAUGUUUGACACCUUUCCGCUAAAAUAUUCCCGGGAGUGCUGCUAGAAUUUCAUCUCGAUUUCGGGUCAUUUUGAUCGAAAUGAAGUCCAAUCGCUUCAGUUGAUUCGGCUAGCAAUAAACGAUUAAUUGUGUCAUAGUGCAUAAGUGUUGACCAAAAAUCUCACGCUACAUACGUGGUACAUUCGUCAAAGACUGUAUUAAAACAUCGAUCGACGCCGCGGGAGUGAUCAGAAGAAGCGCGGGGAUGCUACUCUCCUGUCGCACAAGUCGGGCGACGCUUUUGUUAAUUAUUUGGAAUUUGCUUUAACGGGCUAAAAUGAUUAGAAUAUGUUUUUUUUUGGCAAUAGAUUGAUUACACUACUGAAUUAAGGACUUAUCUUUCACUCUUGCUCUCUUUCUCUCUCUCUCUUUCUCUCUCUCUCUCUCUCCCCCCUCCUUCCCUUCUCUGUCUUCUCCCCUUCUUUCCCCGCUCUCUGCAGAGCUGUUGAUGAAGAUGAGCGGUGAAAUGUUUGAGGGGAAAGAUUAUCCAACUCAGUGGGCUCUUAAUCCUUCUGCUUAUCAAAACAUGAGUAAUGAUCAAGUGGACUGGGCAGCACUGGCACAACAAUGGAUAAAAAUGAAAGAGACAAUUGUACCACCAGCACCACCACCACCUGCUAUUAAUACCAUAUGUCCAGGAAAUGACGGCAGUGGCGAAGCACCCAUGGACAUGGAUACUAAAGAUGACGAUGUACCUCCUGCUCCACCUGCUCCAAAUAUCAGUGGAUCAGAAGCCUGGAAUCAAUGGAAUCAGUGGGAUAAUUGGAACAGUUCAACAUCUGGAACAGGAAACUGGGAAUGGAGUGGAGUACCUCCUCCUGGUGUCACGGUAGGUCCUGAUGGGAAACCUAUUGGACUUCCGGCUGUACCAGUAAUACCACCAGCUCCAACAAUAUCUACUACUACUGAUUUUAAUACACCUCCACCUGCACCUUCAAUGUAUUCAUACAAUUCAGUAUCUCCUGCACAAUCAUAUAAUCAGGUUACCAAUGCUUAUUGGUCUGGAGAGCCACCUAAUACAGUACCAUCACAGCCACCUGGUUUCAUGAAGGGUAUAAGACAUAUGAACAGAGCAUCUCAUAUGAGAGGGAUAGAUCCAGCUCGAUGUCGAGAUGACAGAGAAAAGACUCCAGAGGAGGACACCACUACAACUAUAGAUGCUGCCAAGCGGCGACAGCUACCAGCAUGGCUCCGAGAAGGACUGGAAAAAAUGGAAAAAGAAAAGCAAAAAGCUGUGGAAAGGGAAAGGUUAGAGAUACUCAGGAAACAGGAGUUAGAGGCUCGUAAACAGGCCGAAGACGAGGCGCGCGCUGUACUCAAUCCCAGCAGAAGCAAAUUUGAUUCAGACUCGGAUAAAGAAACGGAACAGGAGUUUGAUACGAGUAAUGUGCGCGGGCAACAAUCUGUAGAAAAAAGUUAUGAUCGCACCCCUGACAUUGUGCUUCGACCGCGAAAGUCGCGAUUCAGAGAUGCGGAUUCACCCGAAUCUCAUGUGGUCGCCGACGAAAGUCCUACUGCCGCAGUUAGCGCGCCUCCUGUCGUGCCGAAACUUUCUCGAGAGGAGAUCAUGCAAAAUAUAAUGUUGAAGGUACGUAGGUCAUUGACAGAAAUACUACUGGAAGUGACGAAUGAAGAGAUCGGUGCGGUGUGCAGAGAUGUUUGGAGCCACGCACGUACCAAAGUCCCCGCAGGAGAGAUCCCCGUCGCAUCCCUCAACAACAUGGCCCCUCUUGCUCAGAUCACUCGCAAGCUCGGUCUGGGCAUCUACGGCGACAGUAACAGCGAUUCCGAGGAAGAGCAGGGCGAGCAAGUUCAGAACGACGACAGCGACGAGGAACUGAUGGAAACAGUGAGACGAAGGCAGCAGGCGUUUCGUAAGACGGAGGAGGAGAUCGAGGCGCGGCUUGCUGAGGAGGAUGAGCGGGAAGAGCAGCGUUACGAGGAGCAGUAUAAUAAGCAACAGGAAAAUCAUACCGGUAAUACUAGCUGCAGAGAGUCAGUUGAUGAAAAAGAAACGGUAAAUAAUCAGAGAGAAGCAUCCGAAACUUUGUCGAGCGAUGGCCAAAGUCCACAAGCGGCGACGGCGACGUCUGCAAUGGCGACGCAGAAUAAUGCGCCGACCGACAACGUGACGAAAACUAACAGCACUGUCUCGGGAUCGGCCGAUUCCGAGUCGAGCAGCUCCGACUCGGCUAGCAGCUCCGAGUCGAGCAGCCAUGAGUCCACUAAGAAGACCAAUAACAAACGCUCGGCCAAGCAGCAACAGCAGCAGCAUCAACAGCGGCAGCAAUCGCGCGAGCGAGAUCAUCGACGACGAAAAUCCAGAAGCAAGAGUAAGAGCAAAUCGCGGAACGAGUCCUCCAGGCGGUCCAGAUCACGCUCUUCUGAAGCACGUUCGCGCAAGCGAAGAUCACGUUCGAGAUCGGCGGUCAAGUCGCGCAAGAACUACCGCUCACGGUCCUCCAGCAAUCACAGGUCUAGCGGUGAUGGCGGCGGCGACAGGAAACAUCGAUCACGAUCGCGCAACCGUAAGCGCGCCAAGUCGCGCUCGCGCUCCCGUAGCCGACGCUCCAGAUCAGCGUCCACCACUAUCGCCAGCAGGAAGUGGUCGUCGCGUUCCCGCUCCCGCGGCAAGAGGAAAUCCCGUUCACGCUCCAGGGACAGACGACGAAGCCGUUCCCGCAGCAAGUCGCAUGGGAAGCGAAGAAGAACAACCGCGACAUCACGUUCAAGGUCUCGCGGCGGCGGCAGGGAAAGAUCGCGCAGCCGCUCGAGGGGUUCGCGCAGGCGAUCGAGAUCUUAUAUUUCCAGGAGCCGGCGACGGAGCCGAUCGAGGUCUCGGGAUCGCAGUAGAAAAUCGCGAUCCAGGUCAGGUCAUCGCGACGGUAAGAAGUCGUCACAUCGGUACAGGAAUUGAGCCUGAUCCUCACAACUUCGAGCCAAGCAUCUUCCACUGGCUUCCACUCGGCUUCUACAAUUUCACUAUGAUUCAGUUCAUCAACGUAUCAGCGCAAUGUGCAUACAGUUACAUAUUUUGAAUAUAAUCACAUUCAAUCUUCACAAAUAGUGUAUAAAACCGCAUGGUACAAUAAAAAAUGAUACACGUAA
Harpegnathos saltator (Jerdon's jumping ant) is the source of this 3188-nucleotide messenger RNA. RefSeq names its product arginine/serine-rich protein PNISR. The record is from RefSeq and is a predicted model, not a curated record. Bases 529 to 2997 code for a protein of 822 amino acids. Lineage: Eukaryota; Metazoa; Arthropoda; Insecta; Hymenoptera; Formicidae. The transcript is spliced from 12 exons.